AGUAACAGUGUAGGCAACCCCAAUGUAACUAUGUGUAGACCGUGUGAUGCAGGAAUGUACUGCAAUGAAACAGAAUGUCAGCACCAACUGGAGAUUGUGACGCUGGAUUUUACUGCCCUGGUGGCAAUUCAGUGGCGACACCUAUUGAUACUCCUUGUGUCAUUGGGCUUCAUUGCCCACCAGGGAGCCCCAGCCCAGUGCCAUGUGACCCAGGCACCUAUACAAAUCUCACUCAAGCUUCUGUAUGUCUUGAAUGUCCUGCUGGUUUCUACUGUGUUCCUGAGGAGGUGGUUGCAGGGAACUCAAGUGCAGGUCACAGAUUGUGUCCCAGAGGUUUCUACUGUCCUGCAGGUACAGGAGCCAACUGGACAGCAUGCCCAGCAGGGACUUUCAGCAACACACUAGGCCUUGAAGAUGUUUCCCAGUGUCUACAGUGUACAGGUGGUAAAUACUGUGAUGGCACCAACCGCACAACGGUGAGUGGCGAUUGCGACCCAGGCUAUUACUGCACCUCAGGUGUAGAUACCCCUACACCAGAUGGCGUUGUCAACACAGGAACUGGAGAUAUUUGUCCAGUAGGACAUUUCUGCCCAGGUGCAACUGUCCUACCUGAGGGCUGUGCUGCAGGGACCUACCAGGAUUUGACCACACAACCAUUGUGUAAGACAUGUGAACCCGGCUACUACUGUGUGGCUAACUCCACCACAUAUACCACCCAGCCCUGCCCCGCAGGUCAUUACUGCCCCGCUGGCACUGAAUACGACAAACAGUUCAAGUGCCCCCAAGGAACAUUCAAUAACAUGACAGGUGCCUAUUGUCCCCAGGGUAGCUCAGCUCCUCGUACAUGUGACCCAGGACAAUAUUGUGAUGUGGAUGCCAUGGCAACACCUAGAGGGCCCUGUGCUGCAGGAUACUAUUGUACCAAUGGAUCUAUGACAGCGACACCUACUGGACUUGGAGGUGAUGAAUGUAGUGCAGGUCACUAUUGUGUAGAGGGCAGUUAUAUGGAAGCCCCCUGCCCCCCAGGUACAUACCUACCAAGCACUAGGGCUGAAAACAUCACAUAUUGUAUCCCAUGUACAGCUGGCUCUUACUGCAAUGACAGUGGACUUAGCAUGCCUGAAGGACUUUGUGAUCCAGGGUUUUUCUGUCCUGAGGGUCAGACUGUUCCCCACCCUAAUGCUUACCCCUGUUCCCCUGGGUACUACUGUGAGACUGGCUCCCCCAUGGAGACAAUCUGUCCCUCGGGAACCUACCAGGAUGAAGCACAGCAGAGCACUUGUAAAUGGUGCCUCCCAGGUUACUAUUGCGACAAUAGUGCAAGCCCUGUAGUGAAUGUCACAUUGUAUGUUUGCCCUGAAGGACACUAUUGCCCCAAUGCCACCACAAGUGCAACUCAGUUCCCAUGCCCAGCUGGGACAUUUAACAAUGAUACUGGGCUGAGUGACUCUAACCAGUGCUUGCCCUGUCUCGGGGGAUACUAUUGUGCAGGAGGAGGUAUCGUGUACCCAACAACCCCCUGCAGUGCAGGCUACUACUGCAGACAAGGGGCAGAGAGUGCCACACCAACACAAGACUCUAACGCUCAUGAGUGCCCUGUAGGCUACUACUGCCCAGAGCAGACAGCUGAACCAAUAGCUUGCCCCGCUGGCACAUUCUCCAACAAUACCAGACUGCAGAAUGUCACUGAUUGUACACAGUGUACCCAAGGCUGGUAUUGUGAUAAUAUUGCACUUACGGAACCAACUGCCGAAUGCCAUGCUGGGUACUUCUGUAUAGAGGGCGCCAGCACUGCAGAGAGGGAGGUGUGCCCAAGUGGCAAAUACUGCCCAAUUGGAACCCACUCACCAUACAGAUGUCCUGCUGGUACAUACUCCAACAACACUCACUUGGAGGCAGACUCUGACUGUACCAAUUGUACUGCAGGAUGGUACUGCCAACAGACAGGCCUGACAGCACCUGAAGACCAAUGUCAACAGGGCUACUACUGCCCCGAGGGAUCUGCUACGCCAAAUCCAAUUGUGUGUCCUCUUGGGCUGCAUUGUCCCACAGGCUCAGCUGUUCCCCAAGAUUGUGCCCCGGGGUAUUACACCAACACUACAGGGGCCUGGACCUGUGAUAUUUGUCCCGAUGGAUUCUAUUGUGUACCCGAGAAUGUAACAGCGGGAGAACCUGCUACAGGGUACCAUGAUUGCCCCGCAGGAUAUUACUGCCCCAGUGGAACAUAUCUUAAUUGGCAACCAUGUCCCAAAGGAACAUAUAGCGACCAGACUAAUUUAUAUAGGGUUGAACAGUGCAGAGACUGUGAUGGAGGCUACUAUUGUAACAUUGAAGCUGCCACCAAUGUGACAUCCUUCUGUGCUGCUGGUCACUACUGUGAAUCAGGGGUAGACCGCUCAAACCCAGAUAAUGCCCAAGUCAACAGCACAUAUCCUGCAAACUGUCCACUCCUUGGAGGACAUACAGGCUAUGGGGAUGUAUGCCCUCGUGGCAAUAAAUGCCCUCUGGGGAGUGCUCUCCCUGAAGGCUGCCCACCCGGGACAUACCAAGACCAGGAAGGCCAGAGUGUUUGUAUCACAUGCCCUGAAGGUCAUUAUUGUACUGCCAACUCUACAGACUACUCAGAUAAGCCAUGUCCUAGUGGUUAUUACUGCCCCGAAGGUACAACAAGGGCUGAUGAAUUUCCUUGCCAAGCUGGCAGUUUUAAUCCAUUCACGAUGCAGACCAAUGAGACGGCUUGUAAGCCAUGUACACCUGGUUACUACUGUCUCACAAGUUCACUGUCAGCACCUACAAAUAACUGCUCGGCUGGCUGGUACUGUUCUGGAGGAGCGACCCAACCUAUGCCAACAAACCCCAGUGAAGGGGGUAAAUGUAUGCCUGGAGAGUAUUGCCCUGACACCAGUGAGGCCCCCAUACCAUGUACAGAGGGCAUGUAUUGCCCUAAUGAGAAGAUGGCAGCUCCUAUGGCCGACUGUACACAGGGAUAUUACUGCACUCUUGGAGCCACACAUCACAGUCCAACUGAUAACAUCACAGGAAAUGUAUGCCCCACCGGGCACUAUUGUCCAACAGGCAGCAAGGCUGGAAUAGCUUGCCCAAUAGGCUACUACCUUGACACAGAGAUGAACAGCCAACCAACAGACUGCAAAAUCUGUACAAAGGGCAAAUACUGUGCGAGUGAGGGUCUAACUAACCCAACAGGGGACUGUCAACAGGGGUAUUACUGCCCAGAGGGUCAGGAUACUGCGACACCUAGUAACUAUACAUGUCCUGAGGGUUCCUUUUGUGUCAAUGGAUCUGGAGAUCCAGCACCUUGUCCAUCAGGGACUUACCAGGAUACUCCAGGACAAUGGACUUGCAAAACAUGCCCUGCUGGGUUCUAUUGUAACGCCACCUAUGGUCCAGUUGUUUUCUACACUAGUUACAUCUGUCCAGAGGGCUACUACUGCCCUCUUGGAACAGGGUACGCAGAGGAGAAUCCAUGCCCCAGAGGGACUUUCAAUAAUAGGACUGGUCUCCAAGCAGAGUCUGAGUGUACACCAUGUGUUGGGGGUAUGGCCUGUGAUGUUCAGGGGCUCAGUGAUCCUAUUAGGCCAUGUGCCCAAGGUUACUUCUGUCGCCAGGGUGCCAACAUGACAACACCUAACUUAGGUGCCAAUGCAGAUGACUGUCCCCCAGGCUCUUAUUGUCCCGAGGGCUCAGACUUUCCCACACCCUGUCCUGAGGGAACAUACAGUAAUGCAUACAACCUCCAUGCAGAGAUCCAAUGUUUGAACUGCACAGGAGGCUACUACUGUAAUGAGACUGGACUCACAGUUGUCACAGGGCCCUGUUUACCUGGAUAUUACUGCCCUGUUGGCUCUAAGAGAGCUGAUGAAGUACCCUGCACGGAGGGUUACUAUUGUGAACUGGCUACAUUAGACCCAGCACCCUGCCCCAAUGGUACCUACUCAAAUAUAACACUAUUGAGUGAUAUAUCACAGUGUACAGAUUGCACCCCUGGCUACUACUGUAAUGGACUAGGACUUGUUGAAGUCUCUGGACCUUGCAAAGCAGGUUACUAUUGUCCACUUGGCUCAAGCCUAGAGACUGAGAUCAUUUGCCCCGAGGGUCAGCACUGUCCUCAAGGUAGCGCUACCCCCAAGGAUUGUCCCCCAGGCUCAUACACAGAUAGCCAGGGGGAGAGCAGUUGUAUUGAGUGCCCCGAGGGAUACUAUUGCAUCCCAGAGAAUGUCAUACCAGGAGAUCCUUCUUCUGUCAUGGUUUCAUGCCCAGAAGGUUUCUACUGCCCCAAUGGCACAUCCUAUGAUUGGCAGUCAUGUCCUAGUGGUACAUACAGCAAUGUUAGAGGCCUAGCUGAGGCUGUUCAGUGCACUCCCUGUGACGCUGGCUGGUACUGCCAAGGGAACAAUCUGACCUCUCCCACCGGCCAAUGUGACUCUGGCUUUUGGUGUCUCUCUGGUGCAGAUAGAGCAAACCCAUACAUGGUGAAUGGCAGUCAAUGUCCAACCAACACUGUACACCCAAUAAUCGGUGGCAUUUGUCCCCCUGGAGCUGAGUGUAUCGUUGGUACGAGCACCCCUGUGGCGUGUCUUGCUGGGUACUACCAAGAUCUCACCACACAGAAUGACUGCAAGGACUGUCCCGCAGGCUACUGGUGCUAUGCAAACACAACAGACUAUACACCCAAUGUAUGCCCCGCGGGCUAUUAUUGUGAACUGAACACACCAGAUCCUCUGUAUACUCCAUGUCCUAAUGGAACCUUCAAUAAUGUGACUGGUAGGCCUAGUCUUGCUGAUUGUCUGCCCUGUAGCCCAGGGAUGUACUGUCAUGGACCUGGUAAUGCCUACCCUACAGGGGAAUGUGCUGAGGGUUGGUACUGUACAAACGGAUCUGCUGAUGCCAUGACAACAUCAGAUGGUGGUGAGUGUCAGCCAGGCACAUACUGUCCCCAAGGCUCCUAUGAACCUAUACCUUGUACAGCUGGCAGUUUCUGUAACAUCAGUGGUCUAGCCCUCCCUGUGGCCCUAUGUGACCCUGGAUACUACUGCCCUAUAGGAUCAGUAUUGCCUACGGAGGUUGACUGCCCUGUUGGUCAUUUCUGUCCACAAGGUAGCGAUAUCCCCGAGCCUUGUAGAAAUGGAACAUAUGGCCCGGGAACUCGCCUGACAUCACAGGCUGAUUGCACACCAUGUGACGCUGGCUCAUACUGCAAUGAAACUGGUGCUAGUAGCGUCUCUGGUGAUUGUGACCCUGGUUACUACUGUCCCCCAGGACAGACUAGCCCCACCCCCUUUGACUACCCAUGUACAGCAGGACACUUCUGCCUUACCAAAUCCCCCCUCCCUACCAUCUGUCCAUCAGGAACAUACCAGAAUGAACUUGGAAAAUAUGAUUGUAAAACAUGUCCAGAAGGUUACUUCUGUGACAACAGCUUUGGUCCAGUGACUGAUCUAUCCAAUAGUUCCUGUCCAACAGGGCAUUAUUGUUUAAGUGGCACUACAUUCUCAACACAAUACCCAUGUCCACCAAGUACCUUUAAUAACUUGACCCGAAAGGUCAGCGCUGACCAGUGCAUGGAUUGUCCCCCAAAAUACUACUGUCUUGGGGGUCUUGGAGAACCCCAUGGAUUCUGCGCCCCUGGAUACUACUGUAAUGGAAGUCAAUCUCAAGUGAAUCCCCCAGAUUUUAUAUGCCCCAUAGGGAACUACUGUCCUGAGGGUAGUGACCGGCCUACACCCUGUCCCGAGGGUACUAUGUCUAAUGGACUCGGAAAUACCAACUUUAGCGACUGUGAUCCUUGUAAGCCUGGCAGAUACUGCACACCUCUCAGCUCUCAGAAUGGCAUCAGUCUUCCGUGCAGCGCAGGGUUCAUCUGUCUGAUUGGCUCUAACGUGCCCAACCCCACAGAUACAGUGAAAGGCUAUAUUUGCCCCGUAGGACACAAAUGUCUUGAGGGAGCGGUUGUUGAGACACCAUGUGACAAGGGAACUUAUCAACCCCAAACUGGACAAGGAGCUUGUCUAUCAUGCCCUGCUGGAACUACAUGUCCUGACCAAGGCAUGAAUGAGACUGUCAUAUGCCCCCCAGGGUUCUACUGUCCAAAUGGGACAUACACUAAUGGCAUGCCUUGCCCACUAGGAACCUUUAACCAGCAUACUGGACUGUCUGUACAAGAAGAUUGCCAACUCUGUCCAUCAGGUCAAUUUUGUGAUGAAACUGGACUCGUUGCCCCCGCUGGCAACUGUAGUGCUGGGUAUCUAUGUAUAGAGGGCGCUGUUCACCCUGGUCCUAAUGAUGGGGUAAAUGGACUUUGCCCAAUUGGACAUUACUGUGAAGAAGGAACACUAAAUGCAACAGCAUGCCCUAUGGGUUAUAUGAACCCAAAUGUUGGAGGAGAGAGCGUGGCUGACUGUAUGCCAUGCCUUCCUGGCCAAUUCUGUGGUGAAACUGGACUAUCAAGCCCCAGUGGUCUUUGCAGAGAGAGAUACUACUGUCCAGAUAGUGAACCUACACAGGUGUCCAAGCCAACAAGCUUUGCAUGCCCCGCUGGCUAUUAUUGCCCCAAUGGCACUGGACUUCCUAUUGCCUGUGAACCUGGUACCUACCAACCCAACCAGGGCUCCAUUGAUUGUUUACCCUGCCCUGCUAGAUAUUACUGCCUAAAGAACAGUAGCACUCCAGAAAUAUGUCCCAGGUACUCCUACUGCCCCAAUGGUACAGUGACACCUAUAUUGUGCCCAGAUGGAACCUACACAGAAAACUCCACUGUGGGGCUCUCAGAUGCCAGUCAAUGUGAACAGUGCCCAGCAGGUAAAUACUGUGUUGAUGGUACAGCUACUGGAGACUGCCAGGCAGGACAUUGGUGCAAGAAGGGUAAUGCAAUACCCAACCCAUAUGGCAAUGAUACCAAUGAAGGCGAACUUUGUCCAUAUGGUUUCUAUUGUGAAGCAGGCUGUAUAUCUCCCAGGGCCUGUCCCCCAGGCAGAGUCAUCAACAAAGUGGGUGCCACAGGUCCCCAUGAGUGCACAAUAUGUCCGCCAGGGCGUAUCUGCCCGGAAAAUGCCACUAUCUCAGAGCCCUGUCUUCCUGGCUACUACUGCCCAGGGGCUGGAGUCAUCACUGCAUGUCCACGAAGAACUUACAAUGAGAUGUCAGGAGGAAUGAAUCUGACUGACUGUUUACCUUGUCCGGCUGGCUAUUUCUGUGAUUGGGAGGCUAUGGCCAACUACUCCAUCAGCCCCUGCCCCCCAGGUUGGUACUGCACUGAAGCCACUGAUGCACCUGACCCCUGCCCCCCUGGGACCUACCGUGGUGAGGAGGCAGCAGGGUCUAUCGCAGAGUGUCAUACUUGUCCCGCAGGCUACUACUGCCCCGAAACAAAUGCCACCUUGGAGGGAACACAAUGUGAUGAGGGAUACUUCUGUCCACCUGGUUCACAAAAUCAAACCAUAUGCCAAGCAGGAUAUUACUGUAACAGAUCUAUGACCCAGGAGCCAUGUCUGUGCGGCUAUUACUGUCCCGAGGCCUCCUCUUCCCCCCAGCCCUGUCCCCCUGGCCAUUACUGUGGGGGUGAGGAUAGUAGUUCAGUGUGUGAUAACAGUGUUAUAGGUGCUAUUGAACCAAUAAAAUGUCCUCUCGGUCAUCGAGAGAUGGAUGGGUCACCAAGGUGGUCGUUUGGAGAUACUUGUGAGAUAUGUCGCUCUGGUUAUUAUGGUAAUCAUCCAGAAAGGGCAGAGUGUAGGCCAUGUCGAGCUGGAGUCGUUUGUAAAGAGGGCGCCAUUACAGAUCAGCCAAUGGGAAAUGAUACGCAAGCUAGCUUUGAAUAUACCCAUUCAUAUCCAUGUCCCCAUGGUUACUAUUGUCCUGAGAACAGCUCAUUCCCCACCCCCUGUCCUGAGGGUACCUUUAACCCUAGUGAAUAUAAAGGUUCAGUACAGGAUUGUUUGCCAUGUGGAGUGGAUCAUUUCAACCAUCUUUAUGCCCAAACUGGUUGUUUCCCAUGUGGAGGAGAGGCCAAACAACCUGACAUUGGCCAACCAACUUGUUUGUGUACAGGAGCAGGCCGUGACUUCCAACACAGUGAUCGUCAAUGUCCCUGCAAGGCAGGAUAUAACAUUCUGCAAGGUCGUGAAACUGAUUGUGUCAAGGACGUCUAUGACAUCUGCCUAGAGGGCACCACUAGGACCCAGUCCGGUCUAUGUUAUGAUGACGAUCAAUGGAGAACACACUGCACUGAGAAUGUUUGUGGUGGGGCUGAUGCCUACAUUGGCUUUGAUGCAUUGCUUGGACUCUGUAAAUGCAAAGUGGAUGAUCUUGAACUGAUAUGUGACCUAGAGUGCAGGAUUGCACAGCGUAUGAGAAUCAAACUGGUCUGUCCCCAGAGGCCUGAACCCAGUUACAUUGUAGUCUCAAAUUCUGAUAACAGCCAUAGAUAUGAGAUCCCAAGUUUGAAUCUGCGUAGUUGCAUUAACUACCGCAAUGCCAUCUCCGAUGAUCAAUGUGACGGAAGAGAAAACACAGAAAUCCCAAUACAUUUUACAGUGAUGGAGCCGGCUGGCUUCGUAGGAGUUUACGAUCCGAAUCCUGCUUCCAUACAACAGAUUUUGGAAGAUAACAGUAAAGGAAACUUCACUGGUAAUUAUAGUGGUGGCGAAGUUGGUGCAAAUAGACGUCGUCUGUUGACGACAACGAAUCUACCUGCAGGGACAUUCACAGGUAUUCAGAAUCCUACUGUAUGCUUGAAGUAUGGAGAGACCAUGUUCUUCUAUGUUUCUAAUGACAACUACCCAGUGUAUGACAGGGACAAUCUUUACAAUACAAACCAGGCAUUUGACUAUGGAGGCUUCCGAGAAUUAGCUGAGGCACAGUCUCAGAUCUCCACGGCAACCACACUAUUCUCAUAUCGCUUCAAUGACCCGGGUGUCUAUUCCUUCCAUCACAGUACCGACACUAACAAGAAAAUGUAUGUGAGAGUGAUGGCGGAAUUUGCCCAGUGUGCAGAAGAUGGCCCAUUCUUCCCAACAACACCACGCUCAGUCAUCCAGAAUGGCAUGUCUAUAGACCAGGAUAUAUUGAAGGCACCUGACUGGGCUUUGAUCUUGAUCCUGCUGGGAGCAGCCCUCAUGUGUAUGGUUAUACUUGUGAUAGCUUUGAUUCUGUUCCGUAAAUACGGCUGGAUGAAGACCUCUUACAUCUUCCCAAGAUAUCGUCGCCUGGCUGAGAAGUACAACUUUGAUGAUUAUGCUUCUAAGGGGUCCACGGUCCAUCCUGUAAAGAAAUACCAUAGAAACCUAGAAGCUCUUGAGCAUGUGGCUGGUGGUGGUGGAACAUCUGACCCCAAUGCUGUCAAUGCUAUCUUAGAUGCCCAAGGUGUUGAGGUUAAGGGAGAUGAGUUCUGGGACUAUGAUGCGCAAGUGGACCUUGAGGCAUUCAAUGCUGCCACCAUGUAUGACACACUGGCCAAACAGUCAAGGGACAUCACACAGAAUCUUGGCAAACAGAAAGAUGAGGCCAAGUCCAUGUACCAGAAAGUCAAUCACCAGACUGAGUCACUCAAAGGACUCUGGGCAGCCAAGUUGAACCUGAAGGGCAGGGCAAGCAUGGCUACACAAGAGGACAUAGCCAAGUAUGAGGUGAAGCUGGAGGAAUUGGAAAUUGAGUUGGAAAGACGUAAAGAACUUGGAACAAGAUUUGAGGCUAUAUUACAACGUCAGCAGAAUCUUAUAGAGGAUGACGAACUGGAUAGAGAGAAGCAUCAGGUCAAUUAUGAGGCAGCACUGCGUGAAGGUCAGAGACAAUUGAAUGAGCAUAGUGAGAGAUUACAACGUGGUCAGAUCUUGAAGGAUGGAGAACUUGACACCCAGCAACAUGCGAGAUUGUGUGGAAGAGUUGGUCAUCUCAUACAGAGGAUGUCCAAUGAAAUCAAUGAGGAGUGCCAGAGAUUGGGCGCAUGGGGUGUACUGGGACAAGGGACUGGAGGGACGCUAGUCUUCAAUAACUCAAGUGAUCCUAUUGAACGUGACCAACUCCUAGGUCCAGACCAGAGCAUUCUAGCACCAGAUGUAGUACACUUGAACCCUGUUACUGGACUCAUUGAACCAAAUGCUGGUGCCACCAUGAUGCUAGGUAAUGGCAGCCUCAUAAUGGUACCCCCAGGCUGCUUCGUGCACCCUCAGACAGGAAAGGUGUUGCCCAUAAAUGGUAACGUGGCAUAUGAUCCCGUGACAUCUAGACUUGUCUUCACCACAGAUUCUGCUACAGGUGAAGCAUGUCGCAGUGACGACCCACUCAUCCCAUAUGUACCUUACCCCGUUAACCCAACCACCUCACUUCCUGUUGUCACCAAGAUCAAACCUCUGGAACGCAAGAGUGACAUGAAAUACUGUGCCCCUGUUCCCGACCCUAUCACAGGACUUCAUUGUCCUAUAGUUGGUGCCACUAUUGACCCAAGUAAUGGGGCUGUUCUACCAGUUGCUGGCACCCACACAGACCCGAUAACUGGUCUACCAAUCCCUAUAGAGAUAGGCUCUCUUAUGAUUGAUCCUGUCUCUGAACAACCUGUGCCGAUCCUUGGAGUCACUCUAGAUGCUCAUUCAGGUGAUGUGGUACCUGUUGGUGGCACAAGAUCUGGUAGUCAUAGUGAUAUUCCCAUCGUACCUGGUGAUACAUUCGUUGAACCACUCAGCGGUAAAGUUGUUCGCGUCAACACAGGAUUCCUUAAUAAUAAUGAGGUGGUGCCAUCUGCUGGAGGUUACAUGGCACUGCUGGAGGCAAACGUCCUGGCAUGUGAGGCUAGGGUCACUGACGCCCUGCGCGAGUACAAAGAUGCAAUUAACAGUGUACAUAAUAAGGACGAAGGCACAUCUCUAAACACACGUCAUGAACAGAAUGUGCUUGACACUGCACUGAGAGAACUCAGCAAGGCUCGCACACGUAUGAAGACAUACUGGAUUCGCUCAGGACAAGAUCUUCAAAGGAGACGGGAAAGAGCCAACAUACUCUCAGCCACUGGAGGUUCACCAGGCAUGUAUGAGUUCACACUGACUGGUCAGCUACUGCCUGUAUUGAUUGGUACCACCAUGGUAGACCCUGAUGGUUCUGGCCAGGAUGUUGCAAUACUUGGUGCUGAGAAAGACAGAUUCUCUGGUAAGAUUCGACCUCUAGGUGGCACCACGGAAGAUCCAGAAGGAAGGGGGUUAGUACCCAUAAUGCUCGGUGAAAUGGCUGUUGAUCCUGUCACAGGAGACCUCAGUCCAAUCACAGGGGUACGUGUGAGUAACGAAACACAGACUGUUGUACCUGUUACUUUAGCCUCUGGGGGCCAUAAGAAGAAGAAAGCUCCAUUGGGUGCGACUGCGAUGUUAGAGGAAGAGGUGGUGGCAAGGAGGAGCUACUGGAGACGUCAACGACAGAGGGAGGAUGAACUAACUGAAAAGGAGUUCCUACUCUCAUUAAAACUGAUCACCGACCUGGAGGGCAUAACAUCCAAUAUGGUGGAGAAGGCCUUAAAUGACAUCCUGGAGAAAUCAGCUGAACUUGGAGAAGCCUCCAAACGUGAAACAACACGCAAGUCUGACUCUGAGCAGGAGUUUGCAUCUGUGUUUCCCCCUGAGGUAGUCAGUGUGCUAACAUAUGGUGACAUGCCUGAGAGAGAACACGAGGAAGCUCACCAAACUGCACACAAGAAAUUUGUUGAAGUCAUCCGUAAGUUCUUCAACAAACUCCAGGCUGAAGAAGAGAAAUACAAAGACAGGCUCUCAGAGCUUGAAGGUGCUAUGAAUCCUGAUGCUGAACAUGUUGUUAAACAACGCUACAUGCAAGCCAAACAAAGACUUCAGGGUGAACUUCAAGAUCAGAUUAUGGGACGUGUAGAAGCUUUAGAUGAGGAACAUUCAGGCUUGGAGUACUGCAGACAACGUAGUGAGCUACUGUGCCUGGAGGCCAAGGUUGUCCUAAUGCGUUCUUCUGUUCUUGCUGGGGAUUAUGAUGCUAAAGUACCAGGAGUGUAUGGUGAAUGUGAUCUAAGCUCCUCUAGCUCUGAGUCUGAGCUCAUUCCAUUAUUGAAGCAACUCAUUGAGAUGUUAAGCACUGGUGGGCCAUUUGUCUUGUCAACUGAACUUCUGCAAGUGCUCCAAGGUAGGCCAGGAGUGAAUGUUGCGCAGAUCCAGCAACAAAUGGAGGCUGCCCAGGCUACUGGAGGUCUCACUCCAGCUCCUGGGGGGUUCACAGGUCAAGUUACCCAAGUCGGGGUGAAUCCAAUGGCUCAAGGCCCCAAUGUGAUUACUACAGUACCUCUACAGAGAUCAGCUGAUGGUGGCACCACUAAGACUGACUAUACAAUCAUUGACCAGAAUGCCCUAAAAGCUCCAACGGAAAAUGAAUCUGAGAGUGAUAUUAAAGAAAGGCAAAAACAACUUCUUGAUAAACAAACAUUUGAAGCAGCCAAACUUGAGAAUUCACUUAAAGAUAAUGAAAUCCAAUCUAUUAAUGGAUUAGUUCAAGACUAUGAAAAGAGAAAGGAUGAGACUAUUAAGAGCACACAAGAAGAGUUAAAGAAGAAGCUUUCUGAAGCUCAGACACAGGAAGAAAAAGAAAGAUUAUUGAUGGAAUAUGCCCACCAACUCCAAAGAUCCAAUGACAAAUUGGAUGCAGAGAAGCAGCGACAGAUGGCCAACCUUCGUAAGAAACUUCUGGAUGAGAGACGACAGAAGAAGAAAGAGCUCCAUAGGAACCAUAUCACUGAGGCAAAAUCUCUGGGACUUCCUGCUGACACUGUACCAGACAUGUACAUCCCAACACAUGAUGAACUGGAUCAUGACCUGAAGCUCCUUACUCAACAACAGGAGAAACUUCUAGCUGAAAUGCGACUUGCAGCUGCACAACAAAACGACAAUGUAGAUAUUGAUCCUGAAAUGGAAGAACGAAUCAGAGCUCUAAGACUGCAAUCUCCUGGUGCAGAAGAUCUUAUCAAUGACCUCAAAUCUAAGAUCAAUACAAGCAACAGCCGGGCCAUUAACAUGAAGGAUAAACUCCGUGCACGUAAAGAGAGACACCGCAGUGCAAAGAAGGUAUCUGAUGAGGAACUGGCUGGCUUAAAUGAGGAUGAGAAGCAGGAGCUACUUGCUACCUUACAGAACCAGUGUGAGGCUACCAGAAUGAAGGAAGAACAAGCUCUUCUAAUGACACUGCAAUCUCUGGAACAGGAUGACCAUCGACGCGAGGAAGAGCGUCGUCUUCGUGAUUUACUGAAAGACAAGUCAGCUGAGGAGCGAGACAGGCUACUAGCUCAGUAUGAUGCUGAGACACUUGCGAUGGAACAAGCCUUGGAUAAUCAAAAGGCUAGCCAACAAGAUAAACUCCUGGCUAAGUUAGCAGCACGUAAACGCAUGAAAGAGGAGCUGGCCAAGGAGAAGGCUGUUAACAAGGAACUUGAUAGGAUAACACAGAAACAGGGCGAGGAAGAACGUGCAAGUCGCAGUGGGGAUGAUGACAGUGCAGAAGUUAUAAGUAACAUCUCUAAACAUCUCAAUACAGCCAGCCUUACCCCUGAGCAGGAGAAGCUUCACGAGGCACAAAUUGAUGAACAGGCUACACUUGUGACAAGCCAGAAAGAGCAGGAGAGACUUAUGAACCAAACACUGGAUACUGAGCUUGCUAAAAGUAGCAGGCAGGUGGAUGAUCAAAUGGAAGAGCAAAAGAAACUGGCCCUUGAUUCACACAAAGCUAAGUUUGACCGUGAGAUGUUGCUCCAUGGCAAGAACUUGAGCAAAGAUGAGUAUGAGAGGCUUAUGGCUCUACAUGAACAAGAGGCAAGGAACCUGCAACGUAACAUGGAAAAUGAGAAAGCUAGACAGAAACAGGCUCUCGCUGAUAGGGUUGCUGAAAGACGCAGGAAGAAACAAGCUCAAAUCAGUGAGAAAUCAGCGGCAGAACUAGCCAAGCAGCUUGCAGCUCAACAACAACAGAGAGAUGCCUUGAAUCAACAGAUUGAACGUAAAGUGGCGGAGUCCACAUUAAAAGAAUCUGUGAAGGAUAAAGAUGGGGAGCAGGUUGAGAAUAUGGUGUAUACAGUUCUGAGACAGCGCCACAUCAAGGAGGCUGUCCACCUUGAAGAACAACUGGCAAGGGAGCUGGAUGCAGCUAAGGCUGAUACAAGAGCUACUGUUGCCGAGGAAAGGCAACAACAGAGAGAGAAGUUGACUGCCUCUCAUGAACAGGAGCUGAUUGAUCUUGUUGCCAAUGCUGGCACCUUGAAGAGCUCAGAAUUGGCACAGAAGAAAGAGGAAUUAAAGCGAAGACAACAGCGUGAAAUUGCUGAAUUUGAUUCAUUGACACCACAGAUGAUAGCUACAGCCGAGCGGGAUACAGCACGCCACCUUCAGGCCAAACACACCAACUCUAGGCUUGAGUUGAAAGAGAAACAGUUAAGAGAAUUGGCAGAUGCUAUGAAGAUCUACACACCGGAGGAGAAACUACAAGAGGAGUAUGCUGAGAGAGCCAAGCAAGCAGCAGAGGAAGCUAAACGUUACCGUGAAGAGACACUCAGAAAGAUGAAUGAUAAUCUGAAACAUAUGAAAGAUGAAGCAGAGAAGAAGGAAGGAGAGCGAAAGAGGAAGUUGGUGAAUCAAAUGAAACAACUAGAACAGGACCUUGAAGCUGAGAGAAAACGUGAUGAGGAACGGGAGAGAGAACGUCAAGCAGAACGAGAGCGAAUCAGACGUCAGCAAUUAGAAGAAAGGGAAAAACGUGAAAAAGCUGAUAUUGAUAAAAUGAACAUCUCCGAAGAUGAAAAAGAAAAAUUGCUACGCGAACAUGAGGAGAAUAUGAAGCGUUUUGAUAGUCAGUUGAAGGAUGAACAACAACGAAGCAGUGAAGCCCUGAAAGCCAAACUUGAGGCAAGGCGUAAUAAGAAACGUGCCACAGAGAUUGCCCAGAUUGAAAAGAACAACCAGCUUCAAACAGAAGAAGACAUUAAGCAAGAAAUGGAUGAGAAGAUAGCUGAAGAAAGACGUGCUGCAGAGAGGGCUUCAUCUGGAGACCAACCUACGCUAUUUGGUGCCCCAGCAGCCAAGACUGGAGCUCCUGGGUCUGCAAAUCCUGCUGAGUCUGGCUUUGCUCCAUUUACUCCAACUGGCAAUGCAGAACAGGACUGGGUGAACAUGUUGAUGGCCUCUCCCCUGUUCAAGCAGAUCAAUGACCUUGAGGCCAUGAUGGACAAAAGUGCAGGGGGAACAGGCGCUGCUGGGUCUGGUCCAUCUAAAGUACAAGGUGCUGACUACAGUCGUGCCUAUCUUGACAUCAAAGACGCGCAAUGGUCCUGCAGUGGUGACCUUGUACCUGUUGACCUCAACGACAUCACACCACACCAAUUUGUUGUGUACAGAUUUGGGGUGUUUGUAUCACGAGUCUUACGCCAACUUAUCAAUGCACCAGAAGUGACGCUCCUAUUGGCAUCAAAUCUGCCAAGUAACAAUUACAACAAUAACGCCUUCAGGAACUCUUUCUUCUACGAACACGCUAGAAAGAUCUUGUUCAUACGUCGUGAAAGGAUGGACUCCAUCGGGGACUUUGUGGUUGUUAUACUUCAUUGUCUGGCACAUAUAAGUGUAGAUGAUCUCACAGAUGACGCAAACCCAAUGUUCCUCAGACAGUUCUACAAGUCCCUUAGAGUAGUAUGCCAAGAUAUGUUCUUCUCUCGAUCCCAUACCAAGCCAACAAGCUCAGCUCUGAUUGGUGGAUCACCAACCAAUGGAAGAACAGCCCUGGAGACUGCAUUCAAGCACACUCGUAGCUCAGAUGAGAAGUCUAAUGUUGUUGGUGAACUUGUUGAUGUUAAAGUAGAAGAGACAAUGGAAAGAGAUUUCUCCCAUGAUGCUUUAUCAUCUCGUCUCCGUGGUUAUGAGAAGAUGACAAGUAAUGCUAAGCUGCGCCAUCUAUUAGGUGGCCAGGGAGGUAUUAACAACCAGAGUAACUUUGUGGCUGGUCGAUUGGCUGAGCUUAAAGGAGAGAAACCCCUAGAGACUGUCAAGAGUCCAUCUAAUAUGAAACCGAAGAAUGAGACAAUUAGGAGCCAGAAAGAUUUAUUGAAAGCUCAAUUGAGGGAACUCCAGUCAAAGGGAGACAAUCUCAACUCGGAACUUGUCCAGGUGAUGAAAUCAGAGUCGGAGUUGUCUGAGGGAGUACAGAAAUUGACAGGAACUAGAGAAGAGGCACGUAUCACAGAGCUUCAGAGUCAACUACAAUCAACGACACAGAAGAAAACAGAUCUCCUUAAACGAAUCACACAUCUCGAAAGUGACAUUGCGAAAAAAGAACGUGAACUGAGUAAAUAAAACAAGUGUGAAUGAAAAUUGAAUUAAACUAAAGAAGAUUGUCAGAAUAUAAAAGUCUAACACUACUGAGAAAAAAUAACCAAACCAUAAAGAAACAUCAUGAACUAUUGAGAUAAUGAAAAGUGGAAAACAAUAUAUAGAGAUAAAGACUUAAAUGUAGAGUAUAUUGAAAAGGAAACCAAAGAACUGUAUAUAAGCAAGAAUAAUUUGCUUGCAUUCAUCAAGAUAGAAGCUUUAUAAGAUAAACGAUGAUAUUCUUCAGGAAAUGUAUAUAUCUUGUGGUAGAAAAAGCUUUAUAGUUGUCAAUAACGAUAAUGAUUGACCUUCCAUUUGAUGAUUAACAUAUUAUAUGCAAAUUAUCUGAAAAUCUAGCAAAUUUGGUAAAACUGACAAUGGGCAAUGACAGUUUCUUCAAAUGUACUAGAUUUUCAUUCAAUGUAAGCUGGAUUGUAAAAUCCUCAUGGUAUAUUUUUUAUUUAGUUCACAUUUUGUGUUAACUUAUUUUUAAGGUCAUGUAACUUGCCAGCAGUUUUUUUUGUAGAAAUGUUUUAUUGAACCAAACUUCGGAAAAUGUACAGACUUAUAUAUAGUUCUUCCGUCCAAAGUAGCAUUAUUUUACAAUCUAAAAAGUGUAUCAACAUAAUAAAUACAUAGAGAGAGCUUUUUGCCUCGAGUUUAGAAAAUUCCGUCCUAACAGUUCAAUUCUGUUGAACAAUAAUGUACUCAAUUAUUAGUAUGUAGUUUAUGUAGUUAAUGUGACAAGGUAUCCGUCCUGCAAAACUGUUUUUAUACAAGUGAUACUCGUCAUUUUAUAUCAUUUUGAUAAUUAUAUACAAUUAUUGUAGAUUAGGUUUGCAUACAAAAUAUGCUGUCAAAUUAAUUUGUUGUUUAGUGGCUAUAGUAUGGGUGUUAAAUACAUGUUGUAUUGUAUGUUUAAUGUGUAACAGUAUCUAUAAAUAUUAAUAUCGGAAAUUCCAUAACUUUUGACAGUGUUGUAUUUUGUAUGCAAAUGAUUUUGAUUGGCAGGACCAAUACAUGUAACAUGGAUUAAUAUUUAUAGAUCAUGAAAUUUAGAAAUAAUAAAUCUAUUUUAGAAUA
Messenger RNA from Owenia fusiformis, 17435 nucleotides. The record is from the annotation of a GenBank genome assembly. NCBI's taxonomy places the organism in Eukaryota, Metazoa, Annelida, Polychaeta, Sabellida, Oweniidae.